Molecule: messenger RNA, 906 nt
Organism: Guillardia theta CCMP2712
Lineage: Eukaryota; Cryptophyceae; Pyrenomonadales; Geminigeraceae
Exons: 1
Coding region: 1-906 (301 amino acids)
Biological process (GO): nucleobase-containing compound metabolic process
Molecular function (GO): RNA binding; 3'-5' exonuclease activity
Source: RefSeq, a predicted model, not a curated record
AUGCGGCGAUCAGAGCUUGCCGCAACUCUCAGUCGGCUGAGCAUCAAGGAGGAAGGCAACGUCGAGACGCUUGUUGUGGAUGGAGCAGACUCGUUGGCGAGGUUGAAGAAAGAGCUCGAGCAUGUGAAGCUCCUUGCCUGGGACUGCGAGGGCGUCAACCUCUCAAGAAUCGGCUCGGUCACUUUGAUCCAGUUUGCCAUCGAUAGAGAAGAUGGAGGGCAACUCUGCUUCCUGCUGGAUAUGCUCUCUCCCAUCAAAGACCAGCUGUUUGCAUUUGCAAAGCAGGUGCUUGAGGACGAGUCUGUCCUCAAAGUCAUCCAUGACCCGGCUGCAGACGCUGAUUGUCUCCUCCACUGUCAUGGCAUCACGGUCGUCAACGUGCAUGACACACAAGCCUGGCACAUGACGCUCAGAAGAUGCUACUCGCGUCCGAACCUCAACCUAACCCUCGAAGCUUGGAACCUUCCCCUCAACACACACAAGAACGCCUCCUUCAACCCGUACAAGUCUAACCCGGCCUAUUGGGCAUCACGUCCUCUUACUGAGACCAUGAUUCAAGUGGCAGGAGGAGAUGUCUACACUACGAUCCCCUUGUAUAGGAUGCAGAUCGCUAAUUCGUUCUCCAACCCCACAGGAUGUGAACAAGCAUGCGCGAAGUCACAAGCCAGGCUGCAGAGCAUGAGAAGUCUACCCACGUUCGAGGUGCGGGUGCCACAACAUGAGGUUGGAAGGUUCAUCGGCAGCAGAGGUUGCAACAUCAACAGCAUGGAGAUCGCUCUCUCAGGAUGUAUCACUUGCGAUAAAAACUCCGACGGCAACUCCUUCUUGGUUUACACCAACCUGCCUCAGAAUGAAGCCAAGGCCAUCAUGAGGAGGGAGACGAACGGGCAGGUUACAAUCCGUUGA